AUGACCCCUCAGCGCUUCGAGAGGCUUAUGCGCGAUUGCGAAUUCGAUCAAGGAGCGCGCUCUGAACUGCAAGAUUAUCUUCUAGCAAACGACGUCAGCCUCCCUCGAUACGUGGUUGCUCGCGUGGAUGUGAUGUUAGCGCCCGUGAAUCGCCUGCCAUCACAGAUCCUCGUUCGCGUGUUUGAGCUUGUCGCCGAGGACGACCCACCUUAUCGAUCUUUCCCUUCAAAGCACACAUCGCACCGUCCGCUUCACCGCUCUCUGGGAUGGCUUCGCAUAACUCAUGUUCAGGGCAGAUGGAGGUAUCUAUGCAUGAAUACGCCCGAACUAUGGUCCUUUCAUAUCGGCAGGAUCCCUGAAGCUACAAACUUCUUUCUGGAAUGGAGCGGGCACAGCACGCUGCUUGACAUCCAUAUAGAGUCUGGUAACCCUCUAGCGCGCUAUUCAGACUUUGACGCCAUCGUGUCCGGCCACUUCAUCGAACGCUUGAGGGACUUCGUCUGGUACUCACCCAAGCCAUCGUCCGUGCGGCUCUUCGCUGCAGCCUUGUGGAGUUCUAGUAAACCCCUAGUGGGGCUACACAGUCUCCUACUUGAGUAUGAAGGUCUUAGAGAGCUCGAUUUGUUCCACCAGGACCCUCGCUAUACGCCUUUUACUGCGCCGAACGCCACCUACAUGGGCUUUACUCGAUGCUUUAUACCCUUCACCGGCCCACGAGUGACUCACCUCGAUCUCAACGGCGUCGUCAUAUCGUGCAUUCGACUUCUCGACGUCUUGAGGGGAUGUCCGCUCCUGGAGUUCUUGGAUCUCAUGGCCUGCAUCUACACUGGCGACUUCACAGGUUGCUCCAUCACAUACCUAAACAAACUGCAAAACAUCAACCUCACGGGCUUUUCGGACGAAAGAUCACCGUCGUCGGUCUAUAAGGGUAUCAUCGAGCACCUGGUGAUGCCCACAACUGCAUCCUUGCACAUCGACGUCAACGACGAGCCUGGCGACUCAGAAGAGUUCGACUACAUUGUACCCCUCGUGCGCUCCGUGUGGCGAGAAGACCCACCCACAGGGCUGAAGAUUGUCGAGUUUGGCCGUGCGCGACAUCGGUGUUUCGAGCUUUACACUGGUGUUCGCUCUGAACCGAAGAACACCCAUUACGAACACCCCUACGAGAAUUUCGCGCAGGCUUGCAAGCGAGCACGCUUUCAUGUAGCAUCAUCGAAAGAUCUCUCACGGGCACUUUUGAAGAAAUUGCCCAUAUGCACGGAGCUGGCCGGAAUCGUCUACUUGUCCGUGGACAUGGCGGAGUUCGACUUGAUAGGUUGGACGUGGAUGUUUCUGGUUCUACCCAAUCUACAGACCCUUCAGUCACUCUGUCGAAAGGGAAGCGGCGCAGAUGAUUCGGACGACAGCGCCAAGACGGGGAAUGAUGCCUAUAGGGUGCCGGACAUCUUCACCGCGCUCGCUUCACCUGUCGCGAGCGCUACCACGUCGUCUCGUCCUUCGAAGCCCUCUGCGACCCUGCCGUGUCUCGCCUGUCUCUGGUUAGCAAAGUCUGCAACACACUGGUACGAGAUCGACGAACACGAUCUCCUCAAGAAACUGGUAUCGAUCGUCAAGACGCGCGCUCAGUUGCUCGCGCCUACUUUGUGGAAUAUCAAGCUCGACGUCGUCGGCGAACCCGGCGAGGAGGACGACUGUUACCAAGAUGCGCAAGCAUUGAGUGGGCUGGUGGAGAACGUAGCAUGGGAUACAAGUCAAGCUUAG
Peniophora sp. CBMAI 1063 is the source of this 1761-nucleotide messenger RNA. The record is from the annotation of a GenBank genome assembly. NCBI's taxonomy places the organism in Eukaryota, Fungi, Basidiomycota, Agaricomycetes, Russulales, Peniophoraceae.